Carlito syrichta (Philippine tarsier) is the source of this 2736-nucleotide messenger RNA. RefSeq names its product solute carrier family 35 member D3 (gene SLC35D3). Gene Ontology annotation, cellular component: Golgi apparatus. Gene Ontology annotation, molecular function: antiporter activity. The coding region runs from base 1 to 1806 and encodes 601 amino acids. The record is from RefSeq and is a predicted model, not a curated record. NCBI's taxonomy places the organism in Eukaryota, Metazoa, Chordata, Mammalia, Primates, Tarsiidae. The transcript is spliced from 4 exons.
AUGCUUUCUAGUGUUAUUCUUGGAAAGUUGGCACAGCAGGCCACUCACAAACGUCUUGAGAGUCCACCCAUCGGAAGCAGAGAGGUGGCCCUCCUAGGCGCUGGGCACCUGAGCCAGUGGACUGGCCGGGCCGGACCGAGCUCUCUCCUUCACCCAAGCGAGCUCCCACGGCACCAACAGCCGCCCAACAGCCCAAGCGAAGGUUGUCGUGAUGCUGCCGAUCUCUGCCGUACUUUUGUGUUUUCUUGCUGCGAUAAUAAUCAUCCCAACUUCAACACCUGGGCUGAAGGGUCGCGUUCAGCACAGACGCGGAAGAGGUCUAAGAGGAGGGAACCGCUGGCCGUGAACCAAAGGGUUGUGGAGCCUCGAUCUCGGUUCUCUCCCUUUGCUCCCAGCCCCUGGCCAAGACCACACAUUCCAAGGAGCGCGACAACUAAACGGCGGCGCUUAGCGGCGACCUGGGCUGGGCGAAACCCUGUCUCGUGUCUGGUUGAGCCACGGGUCCGGGCGUUACUUUCCAGGGAACUGAAUUCAGACCAGAGUACCCGAAAUCCUGCGCCCCGGGACGGGGGGAGGAGGGGGAAGAAAAAUUUCCUUUUUCUCUUAGCCACAUCGGAAGCACAUAGCUCACAAGUCCUGCGGGGUCUGCGUAUCCUGGCCUGCGGAGGUGGUACCACGCCCCGCCGGUGGUCCUGCUCCCCAAAGCAGCCCGCGAAAUUCCUCAUCAGCCGCUACCGGUUCUCCUUCCUGACCCUGGUGCAGUGCCUGACCAGCUCCACCGCGGCGCUGAGCCUGGAGCUGCUGCGGCGCCUCGGGCUCAUCGCGGUGCCCCCGUUCGGCCUGAGCCUGGCGCGCUCCUUCGCGGGGGUCGCCGUGCUCUCCACGCUGCAGUCCAGCCUCACGCUCUGGUCCCUGCGCGGCCUCAGCCUGCCCAUGUACGUGGUCUUCAAGCGCUGCCUGCCCCUGGUCACCAUGCUCGUCGGCGUCCUGGUGCUCAAGAACGGCGCGCCCGACCCCGUCGGGUACGUCACGGGCGUGCUGGCGGUGCUGGUGCACGCCGCCUACCUGGUGCUGAUCCAGAAGGCGAGCGCAGACACCGAGCACGGGCCGCUGACCGCGCAGUACGUCAUCGCCGUCUCCGCCACCCCGCUGCUGGUCGUCUGCUCCUUCGCCAGCACCGACUCCAUCCACGCCUGGGCCUUCCCGGGCUGGAAGGACCCGGCCAUGGUCUGCAUCUUCGUGGCCUGCGUCCUGAUCGGCUGCGCCAUGAACUUCACCACGCUGCACUGCACCUACAUCAACUCGGCCGUGACCACCAGCUUCGUGGGCGUGGUGAAGAGCAUCGCCACCAUCACGGUGGGCAUGGUGGCCUUCAGCGACGUGGCGCCCACCUCUCUGUUCAUCGCCGGCGUCGUGGUGAACACCCUGGGUUCCAUCAUUUACUGUGUCGCCAAAUUCGUGGAGACCAGAAAGCAAAGCAGCUACGAGGACUUGGAGUCCCAGCCCCGGGGCGAGGAGAGGCAGCCAGGUGGAGACCAGCUGCCCUUCGUGAUGGAGGAGCUGCCCCCCGGGGAGGGAGGGGAUGACCGGUCCGGAGGCGGGGAGGAAGCAGCUGGUUCUACUCCACAGGGCGGCCUGGAGGCCAGGGGCAGCCCCGGAGGAGUCCGGCGUGUGGCUGGGAGCUCUGAAGAGGGGAACAAGAGGUCACUAAAGGAUGCUUACCUCGGGGUGUGGAGGUUAGUUAGGGGAACCAAGUACAUGAAGAAGGAUUAUUUGAUAGAAAACGAGGAGUUGCCCAGUCCUUGAGAAGGAAACGCAUGUAUGUGCGUGUGUACAUACACCUGUUUUAUAUGUUAAAAGUAACAUGUCUGAAUGAGGGGCCUCCCGGUUUUAUUCUUUGAGGAGUGGGAAUGGGAAGCAGAGAAAGAAGCUGAAAGGUACAGCCGAGCAGCAAAAUUAGCACCUGUGUGAAUGAUUUAGUGUGACUUUACCUGAGGCGUCACAGAGACAAAAGAAAGAGUGUGAAGGGAAAGCAGCCGCUUCUGCUUCAGCCCCUGGCACAUUCGCUUGUUGUUUAUAACCAUAACCAAAUAUCUGCAUGUACCAAGAGUCCCUAAGCCACCCCCUCCGAAGACGGAGUGUAGAAAUGAUGACAGCACUUAGUAAGUCCAAGGAUGGCAUUCAGGGGCACAUUGCUGAUGAUGGAACUACGGUUUUCAUCACCAGCCGGGCAAAGAGUAUAUUGUUGAAGUUACAUAUAAAUAUACUGAAUUGAUGUUUACCGUUUAUAGUCGUCUGAAAUACCAUGCUUACUCUAAUUUCCUCACUUUUUCAAAAAGUGCUCUAUUAUUCUAUUAUAUAUUGGUAGAACAUGUUAAAGCUAUUUUGAAAACGUGUGUUCUUAGCUUUCAUCAUGAAGUCGAAAGUUUGCUUGUAGUGAUUCUAAAAAUAUUUUUAAAGUUGUUUUGGUUUGCUGCUUUAUAAUAUUUAUUAUUGAAUGCCAUAACCUUUUUUAAAAAACCAAUUCGCCUGGGCCCAGUUUUCUUUCAAGCAAAUGCAGUGGCCACGCCGUCACUCAGGAUUCACUGCAGCCCAGCCAGGAGAGGGACCACCCUGUAAAGGCAAUCCCUUCCAGGUCACACCGCACACCCCAACCGUGUUACAAAAAGAGCAACCGCUAUAUUCACAUUAUGAUAUUUUUCUAUCUUAAAUUUGUCAAAAUAAAGUAUGAGUCUA